AUGAGCCUCGAAGAGCAAAUACAAGAGGUGCGUAUUGACAUCGACGAAAUCAAACAUGUGAUCGACCAAAUCACUCGUCCUCGCAUAAAGCAAAAUCUAGAACUUCAACAGCGCAAAUUCGAAAAGGAAUUGAUCCAACUUCAAGAAAAGCUGCAGAAACAGCAACAACAGGCUGCUUCUCAAGCAGCAGAAAAGGCAGCCAGUGCCAGUGCUGUACCAACUGUUACUCGAUCAUAUACAAAAGAUAUAUCAGUCUAUGCAUGGGAUCAAACCGAUAAAUUUGUCAAAAUCUACAUUCAAAAUCUGGACGGUGUCGGCAGCUUACCCGAAAACCAGAUUCAGUGCUCGUUUGAAAAGCGUGGCUUUCAUCUACAAAUUCAAAAUCUAAACAAUAUCAAUUAUUCCUUGAAGAGAAUUGGUCUUCUGUAUGAGAUUCAACCGGACCAAUCAACUUUCAAAGUCAAAAAGGAUAUGAUCAUUGUGUCUUUACGAAAAGUCGAGUCAAAAAAUUGGGAAUGCUUUUUACAGGACGAGAAGAAAGCGCCCGCCAAACCAUUUCCAAAACUUGACAAUUCAAAGGAUUCAAAUGAAUCUUUCUUGAAUAUGGUGGAGGACAUGUACGAAAAUGGCGACGAUGAUACGAAACGUGCCAUUGCAAAAGCCUGGGUCCAAUCGCGUGAGAAGAUGAAUUCUGUUGACACUGGAUCACAUAAUAGGAUGAAUUCUGGCAUCGUCGAAACGCCUGACUUCACAUUUUAUCCUCCUCCAAAGAAAUCAUGA
Molecule: messenger RNA, 780 nt
Organism: Rotaria socialis
Lineage: Eukaryota; Metazoa; Rotifera; Eurotatoria; Philodinida; Philodinidae
Source: the annotation of a GenBank genome assembly